AUGCGAUCAAUUCUUGUCUUCUGUUUUGCCAUCUUUUCGAUUGUUUUCACGAUAACUCCACAAAGACGAGCAAUCGGAUUUCAAAAUGGGGACUUCAAUUUCGAGUCGAUCAGUCAAAAUCAACAAAUCCAACAGCAUUUCCAGCAGAGGGCUCAAUUCGAGAAUCUCUUGAUGUCCAGACUAUUGGCCAUUAUUGAGAAAUAUAAUGCUAAGAACAAGAAAAUA
Messenger RNA from Mesorhabditis belari, 225 nucleotides. The record is from the annotation of a GenBank genome assembly. NCBI's taxonomy places the organism in Eukaryota, Metazoa, Nematoda, Chromadorea, Rhabditida, Rhabditidae.